Messenger RNA from Myripristis murdjan (pinecone soldierfish), 3157 nucleotides. It is a transcript of the gene itih5, whose product is annotated as inter-alpha-trypsin inhibitor heavy chain 5. Gene Ontology annotation, molecular function: serine-type endopeptidase inhibitor activity. Lineage: Eukaryota; Metazoa; Chordata; Actinopteri; Holocentriformes; Holocentridae. Gene Ontology annotation, biological process: hyaluronan metabolic process. The coding region runs from base 79 to 3063 and encodes 994 amino acids. The record is from RefSeq and is a predicted model, not a curated record. The transcript has 14 exons.
GAGCGGAGACUCGGAGCACUGCGCACUGGAAAUAAUGUCCCAUUUAUCUCUUUGAUUUUAACAGAAAAGGACUGCAAGAUGCUGGUCUGGACCCUGCUGAUGUGUUUCAGCCCCUCCAUUCUGGGACAAGUGGUGGAAUCUCAGUUUGAGGAUGAUUUCUACUCCGACCUGUCCGACUUUGAUUUAGACAUUGCUCCACGCAGGGUCCCUCGGCAGGUGAAAACCAUACUGACCAAGGAGAGCAAACCGCACAUCCAAGAGCUCUCCAUCAAGACCACCAUCAUCUCCCGGUACGCCUUCACCGCGGUGUCCUGCGCCAUGCUCAACCGGCACUCCGCCGCCGCCCAAGGGGUCUUCCAGUUCCAGAUCCCCGCUGCUGCCUACGUCUCCAACUUCACCAUGAUCGUCGGAGGGCGGGUCUUCCAGAGCGAGGUCAGGCCCAAGGAGAAGAAGGUCAAACAGGGGAAGGGGGAGAACAGCAAACCCAAGAACAAAGAGUCAGGUGACACAAGCUCUGAGUCGGAGGUGGAGGUGUUCAGGAUGGCAGUCAGCAUCCCGGGUCGAAACCGGGCCGUCUUCCUGCUGACCUAUGAGGAGCUCCUCCAGCGGCGUCUGGGACGUUAUGAGCACGUGACCAGCCUGAGGCCACUGCAGCUGGUCAGCCGGCUCAGCCUGGAGGUCACUGUCGUCGACCACUCGCCCAUCACGCACCUCGAGGUGCUGCCGCUUCGCAACGGCAAGAGCACCAGCGCCUCCAGCGCAGGCUCUAAUGCACCGAAGACACUGGUCAAGCCUGAGCCUCCCAUUACCACUGCCAUCAAACAGGAGAAGAACUUCUGCAAGAUCACCUUCAGCCCGAACAUUGUCCAGCAGGCCAAGAUCACCACCAACGGCAACCUGGGAGACUUUGUGAUCCGCUACGAUGUGGAGAGAGAAAUGGGGAUAGGAGACAUACAGGUUUUGAAUGGCCACUUUGUCCACUACUUUGCUCCCAAAGACCUGCCUGUUGUGCCCAAGAAUGUGGUGUUUGUGAUCGACACCAGCGCCUCCAUGCUGGGAACGAAGAUCAGACAGACUAAGGAUGCUCUGUUCACUAUUUUGAGGGAUCUACGUCCCGGCGACAACUUUAACUUCGUAAGCUUCUCUAACAGGAUCAAGGUGUGGCAGCCGAACCGCCUGGUACCGGUUACACCCCUUAAUAUCAGGGACGCCAAGAAGUUUAUUUACACGCUCACUCCCACUGGAGGCACAAACAUCGAUGAUGCCAUCCAGACCAGCUCCACGCUGCUGAGGGAUUACCUCUCCAGUGCCGAUGUCAGCCAGAACAGCGUGUCCCUCAUCAUAUUCCUAACAGAUGGACGCCCCACAGUUGGGGAGAUUCAGUCCCCUGCCAUCCUAGGGAAUACCAGGUCAGCCGUACAGGAGAAAUUCUGCAUCUUCACCAUCGGGAUUGGGAAUGAUGUGGAUUACCGGCUGCUGGAGCGCAUGGCUCUGGAAAACUGUGGGAUGAUGAGACGCAUUCAUGAGGAGGCUGAUGCCAGCGCUAUGCUCAAAGGGUUCUACGAUGAGAUAGGGACUCCCCUACUGUCUGACAUUCGGAUCAACUACACAGAGGACUCGGUCCAGUACGUCACCCAGCACCUGUUCACCAACUACUUCAACGGCUCUGAGAUCAUCAUCGCUGGAAAACUGACCAACCAGAGCGCCGAAUCCCUCCAUGUCCAGGUUACUGCCAGCAAUAACGACAAGAGUAUCAUCCUGGAGACUGAUGUGCCCCUGCGGCAGCGGCAGAUGGAGACGGAGAAGCACGUGAAGACGGCUACGGCAGCAGCAGGGCCUGAGGUGAAGCCUCCAGGGUCAGCAGUCACACAGGCAUUAGGGGUUACUCUGGGAUUGAUAGCAGAGGACUUUGUGGAACGCGUCUGGGGUUUCCUGAGUAUCAAGGAGGGACUGCGGUCACGACUGCGCAGUCAAACCAGCAGGGAGAGGGAAAGUCACAUCCAGCAGGCCACCAACCUGUCCCUUGCCUACCACUUCCUCACCCCACUCACCAACCUGGUGGUGGAGAAGCCUGAGGUCCUGGCUGAUGGCACCAUAGCCCCGGCACCCACUCUCGCCCCUGACACCAGCAAGGCUUCCUCGUCAGCCAAUGAGCUGCCCAAUGACAUGGACGAAGACACUCCUCAACAUCUUGAUGGGAAGAAGCCAGGCAGCCAGAGUUCCACUCUCAGCAAGAUUACUGGUAAAGUUGUGAGGAGGCCAGUCAAGAAAUCCAUCACCAUCUCCAAAACAUCAGCGGAUGGUGACCCCCACUUUGUGGUUGAGUUCCCCCUCAGUAAACUGACAGUGUGCUUCAACAUCAACGGAGAGCCCGGACACAUCCUUCGCCUGGUCUCUGACCACAAGUACUCUGGUGUGACAGUGAACGGGAAGCUGAUCGGAGCCCCAGCUCCACCAGGCAGCCACAAGCAGCAGCGUACCUACUUCAGCACCAUCACCAUAGUGACGGACCAGCCUAAACGGGCGUACAUCGAGGUGACACCUAAGAAAGUCAUUCUGGAUGGCCAUGACCGCAUGGUCCUGCCCUGCGACUCCACGGUUGCGGUAGAGAGCGGUGCACUGUCGGUGGCCAUUGUGGCAAAGUCUAAUGUGACCGUGACCAUCGGAGGGACCAUCAGCUUUGUGAUCCUGGUGCACCAGUACAAGAACCCAGCCCCCUACCAGAGGGACCAUCUGGGGUUCUACAUCUCCAACAGCAAGGGGCUGUCCCACAACUGCCAUGGCCUGCUGGGUCAGUUCCUGUAUGAGGAGGUGGGACUAGCAGAGCCUCCUGCCAACAUCUCAGCACAAGCAGACAUCAAAGCUGCACGAGUCCUGAAGGUGAAGGACCGCUCGGUGCCGGUGAUUCAGAAGACCAGGCGCAUCUACAGCGGGACACAGAGCGUCGACUGCUGGUUCGCCAAGAACAAUGCGGCCAAGCUGAUAGAUGGACAGUAUGAGGACUAUUUGAUGUCACACAUGUUCGACACAGGGGAUUGGCCACAUGGGACUAACAGCGCCUGAGGUUACAGCCAAUCAGGAACCUGACCAGGGGGCAGCCCAUUUCACUCAGUGGUCCAAAAAAUUAACCGCAGCUGUGUCAUUUUGAUGUUUGACU